GGCCGACAGAACGGGCAACAAGCUGUCAGGCUCCAUUCUUCUAUUCCACACUCAAGCUCGAAGUCAAAGGGCUGAUUGCUGCACAGUGAACAGUAAGUUUUAGGUGGGGACUGGCGACUGGAAGUGUCUGGGAAAAGUUUGGUUUGGGAGAAGUAGGUUGAGUUGAAACAAAAAUGAGCAAAUCUUGUUCAAGGUGUGAUAAGGCAGUGUACCCUACAGAAGAACUGAAGUGUCUGGACAAGCUGUGGCACAAAACAUGUUUCAAAUGCCAAACCUGCAGUAUGGCCCUCAACAUGAAAACCUACAAGGGAUUCAACAAACUGCCCUAUUGUGAAGCGCACAUCCCCAAAGCAAAGGCGACAACUGUUGUUGAAACACCUGAAAUGAGACGUCUUGCUGAGAAUACUAAACUGCAAUCCCAGGUUCAAUACCACGCCGAUUUCGAGAAAGCCAAGGGUAAAUUCACCCAGGUAGCCGAUGACCCUGAAACGCUUCGAAUCAAAGCCAACACUAAGAUAAUAAGUAAUGUUUCAUAUCAUGGAGACCUCGAAAAGAAAGCUGCUAUGGAACAGAAAAGGACUUUAACCGGCGACGAAGCGAACGGACACGAGAAUUCUGUCCCAGUGGAAGAUGUGCAACCCGACCCUAUAGUUGAAGUCAUACCACAACAUCAACGAAGUGUACCGACUGCUCUACCAUCACCCCCACAUCAUCAGCAACAGCAGUAUCCACAACAUCACUCUAAAUAUCCACAGCAACAACAACAACAGUUACAUCAACAUCCGGACAAUCAUCACAUUCAAUCCCUUCAUAGACAAACUGAAAUGAAGACGUCUUCGAUUCGCACUGGCGCUCCCAACUCGGAUUCUUCGCAAAACACGCGGUCAACUACAAGUUCGACUGUGGUCUAUUGUUCACAGCCCAACAUGUUGGCCAACCAAUCGCCAGGGCGCCGAGCCGGUUCGAUUAAUGACUACGAUCCUGUCAAUGAGAAUUAUGGUUCUCAAGGUCAGCAGGGAUAUAGGUUAACUGGACAACAACCAACUCAGUAUGCGCAGCAGCAACAGCAACAACAGACUCAGCAGCAACAGCAACAAACUCAACAACAGAAACUCCAGCAGUACUAUCAGCAACAACAAAGGCAGCAUGCUCUUCACGUGCAGCAGCAGCAGGCAAUGCAACAACAGGCGAUGCAACAACAGCAACAGGUCAUGCAGCAGCAGCAACAGGCUCUACAGCAGCAGCAACAACAGGCCAUGCAACAACAACAAGCCUUGCGGCACCAGCAGCACACCAUGUCGCAACAGAGCAGUUAUACAGGAUCUGUCGGAGUUUCUUCGGGUUACCAUCAGGCUGCCAAUACACAGCCUCGUAGCUCUGGGCGUUCAUUCCGAGCCAUGUACGACUAUGAUGCUGACGAUGACGACGAAGUUUCUUUCCGUGACGGCGAUGUUAUUGUAGAUUGCAAACCAAUCGAUGAAGGCUGGAUGAUGGGAACAGUUCUGAGGACCGGUCGAUCUGGAAUGGUACCGGCAAACUACAUCGAACCCAUCAACUAAUAUUUUUUUUGUUUUUUUUUUUGUUUUUUCCGCCCCUAUCCCUAUCCUUCGGAUAUUUUUUUGCCUUCUUUCCUCGAAAAACCUAGCUAAUCAUCGGCCUUCCUGCACGCAACACAUUCAAGUUUCGAAUUUCCGCAGCUAACACAUCCGAUACCUGGUGAUAUUUAGUCUUGAUCUUCAAAUUACCAUAUAUUGCACUAAAACGACAGCUACGUCACUUGCCCUUAAACAUCUGAACACAGGACGAUGGUGUUGUUUUCAAGGCUUGCUUUCGGUCUUUCGUGUUCUUUUUGUUGUUUCCUUCGUGAAAUUUACAUACAUACGUCCCAAUUUUUUUUUUUAAAUUAGCCAUAGCCAUUAGUAUUAGCUAUGAUGGGUGCAAGACGUGACAUAAUUUGCCUUUUCCCCCCUCCCCCCUAUGAAUGUUGGUAUCAGAUCAAACUUAUAUCUUGUUAACCAAUCACUAGUUAAUAAUGGUUUCACUCAAGGCGUGUAUAAUCAGUCGCAGUUUUCUACCUUUUGUGUUUUCACCGUCAUGCUUAAGCGUUUCGUUCUUUAACCUCGUAAAAUCGUAACAAGUCCGAAUGUAUUUUUGGCUGACAGUUUUUGAAGGGAUAGGGAAAAGAGAUGUGUGUAAUAUCUCUUUCAAUGUUUUCCGAAGUGCCUUGGAAAUAAAGAACGUAUAUUAACCUA
Molecule: messenger RNA, 2252 nt
Organism: Daphnia pulicaria
Lineage: Eukaryota; Metazoa; Arthropoda; Branchiopoda; Diplostraca; Daphniidae
Product: LIM and SH3 domain protein F42H10.3-like
Exons: 9
Coding region: 174-1559 (461 amino acids)
Cellular component (GO): focal adhesion
Molecular function (GO): actin filament binding
Source: RefSeq, a predicted model, not a curated record